AUGCUACUCGAACCAUCUUCCGCAGGUGCAAUCUUCGAGACCAAUGCUCGUGGGAGCUCGGAAUACCAAGCCUUUAUGAACUUUCCCAGUUCAGCUUCGCUCCUUUGGCAAAAUUUUCGCGUGAAGCAGCGCAUUAUCCACGUGGAGGACUUGAAGAACAGCUUCCAAGUAGCCAGUGCCAGUAGGUCCAUGUUCAGUGGUUAAUAGUUAUUAAUAGUUAUUAGGUGUUUUAACUUAUUUAAAUAUUGAACGUCUUGUUUACAUUUUUGGGCAUAGCCAUCAACGUUGUGAGCCAAUGGUAGGAAGAAUUGUGGCUACUAAAGUAGUUUCCUUCUUGUGAACAAGUCCUUUACAAAUAACGUCUCUUGGUCCUCGACGCCUGCGCUACAAAGUUACCCCUCAUUGGUCACAUGACCGUUGUUUGUUUGUCGCUAAUCAAAAUCAAAAUAUCCUCAGAACACCUUAAACGAGCAUGCAGGGUUUUAUCAAGUUGGUCGAAGAAAACUAUAGCAGAUGUGCUAUCUUAUGAAAUGUUACCUUAACUUCUGUAAGGCGCUUAGGAUUAAAAAAGAUUACAAAGGGGAUUGCAAUAUUGAUUAUCUUACAGAAUAAUCACAAUAUGUUUCCGUCUAGUCAGGACGUCGACUUUUUAAUGGGUUUCUUUCUGGUUUAGCGUAAAAACUACUGUUCGUAAAUAUGGCAACUUUAGCUGUAGAAAUUUUUUCCUUUGGACCUCCGAAGCCCUUAUAAGUUCGAUCACAUUUGAUGGAAACAUUCUCAAAAUAUUCUUUUUUGAACGUCCUGUCUACACUUUUUACAUAAAGGGAAAAUACCCGUCAUCGUUAUAAACCGUUUAUAAUUUCGAAUAAUCAUGUGUCCUACAGUUGUUGCAAUUACUUUCGUACUUUCCAAACAAACAGAAUGUAGACAGUUGACAAAUCGUCAUAUAUGAAAUCACAUUAAUUAUUAGACGAUAUUUAGAUGCGAACUUCCCUGAAACAGAAUUAUUAAACGUUAUUUUAUUCCUAUGUUUCACAUUUACUACGUUUUCAUAAGUGAAUGAAUUCUAUGCAUCUAUAAACGAAGCUUACUAGAUUAGCGCCAUUUCUGACGUUAUCAGGAUAUUGAGCUUUUCUAAAGGAAUCGGCAUUUCUAAACAACGCAACAUUUGCCCUUAAUAUUUCUUUUAUGUCUUUAAUUAUUUUUAAUUUGUACUUAAUUAACUUAGACACUGGACCCAUGAAAGGGUGUCAGUUUGCGAGCGAUUGGCAAUAAUUCGCAAAUUUUGACAUAUUUCAUGAGUUACUUUACGCACUGUAGGACUCAUAAAUGUGUUCCAUGGAUAUGGUUUAGGUUGUAUACUUUAUAUGUAGCAUUAAUAAACAUCCUCAUUCGAUGCUAUAUUAAUCGGCACUUCAUCGUCUCAAUAGUCUCAUGAUUAUAAAUUUCUAAAACUAAAAUAUACCCUUUCUCUUAGUAAGCAAUUUAAAAUAGACAUAAUUUGCCGCCAAAUGAGUGCAGGGAGGAAUAUUUUUACGCCUUUCUACAUAAGCAGGACUGAUCCGGCAUUCUCAUGACAUGUAGUAUUGAGCCUGGUCUAUAAAUGAAUGUGUUUUGUUCAUAUUCACUAAACUAGCAAAAACACCACUCGAACGUUCGUCUAUGCCUUCUGUUGAUAUCUGUAGUGGCGGGUUUAGUGAAGACAUUAUCUUCAGGUAUAAUUAUUAUUCCUGCCCUUUCUGACAGCUCGACUACCGUAAUACUGUACUCUUGUCUCUCUAUCAGUAAAUAUAUUUACGUCAAAUGUUAGUGAGCACAUCUGGCCGCUUUUGAUUAAGCAACAGUCUCAGAUAAAAUUCUAAAAAGCAUUUGAAAACCUAAUAGCUUACCUUAAGCAGUAUUGUCAAAGAACCAGCGAUAAAACACGAUUAUCUAUGUAUGUUGGAAUUUCCACUUUAUAUUAACUUUCGGAGCACAGUAUGGUCAUUUUCUAUGUAUAGUAUUUGUCUGACUGUGAAAUAAAUGCUGGGAAAAUUUCUUAUGUUUUACCAGCCGUAGUUUACUAUUGUCGCAUAUCUCUUUCGUGUUUCACAGUUUAGUUGUUCAAUUAAAACCACCGGAAAAAUGCGUGCUAAGGAGCAAUUACUUGAAGCUAGCUCCUUGAGGAAGGGAUCCGACGAAGUAAAUUUAUAUGCUAUUCGCGCAGUAAUGCCUCUGCUGAAAUACACGAAUUAUAAUUUUUUCUUAACCUGUGGAAUGCAUUUUCUCUUUGAUCAUUAAGUUUCGUAGUCUGAUCCAUAAGUCUACUUCAAGAUUAAUCGUUCUUAGGCGGUUGCUUUCGCAGAAUUUUUCCUAAGAUUACUUUGUCUUAAAAUGAAACGGAACUCAAUUACAGACACAAUUUGACGUAAAAAAGCUAAAACGGAAUUUUUUAUGGAUCACAACUUCUCUCGCUCAGAUCGUCCAGCGCUUUUAAAGUGAAAGUUGCGUUUUAUUCGUAUUCGCAACUUUGGAUUGCGUGGCUGAGACGGUUAAGUACUUUCUUCAGUAGGAUAAGGAUAACAUGAAAACAUUACAGAAAUCAUCUGCUGAGUUUUACCGAUGCGCCACAUAUUCCUUGAUCGACAUAAUUCUUUCUUAGUCAUUUGAAUUAAAUGAAUUAAUUUAGUUGUAAUGGGCAUCUUUAAGCAUUCUUCACUCCAAUCUACCACAGUCUGUGAACUGGUUGCGGAGGGAAUCGUGACAAUCUUUGUCUCAGUAUACCCUGAGACGCUGACUAUUGUGAAAUCAAUGACACUUCAGCAUGACGUCCUCGUCUUCACUACGACUGAUGCCCAUCACUUUGGGACCUCGCAGCAAGAACUCAAUUACUCCGUCAACAUCAUCAAGUUACGACCGUUGAAAGCGCCUGCCAUCAUCGAUUUUGUCCUAGACUCAGGAUGGGAGGACGUCCUCUACCUCUACGAGUCUCAGCAGGGUGGGUGAUAAUCGGUCUGGACUCCUGAUUCUAGUUCUGUCCAAGUUUUCUACGUUUUUGCAAUCUUCUCCAUUAUCAGCGCCAACAAAACCUUUAUUGCAGGAAAGUUAAAUUAAUCAAAACCUACGUUGCCUGGAUUAGUAAAAUCACUGCCUAAUAAUUUAUCGACUUGUGAUCAGAUCGAACAGAGUGUUCUAAAACAGUCAAAACUCUCACUAUCUAAUACACAGCAAAGAAAAACAACUCGAAAAAUAUAGAACUGCAUUAAAUCCUGUUUAGAGACUAAAAUAACAUUCGACUACUGGAACAAAGGUUAGACAAAAAAUCCAGAGGUUCGGUGGUUAGCUCAACAAGACCAAGGCUCCUCAAGGGUUAGGUUUAUAAGUUAAAAUUGCUGUAUUGAGAAUGCGACAACUAAGCUUCUUACUUAAAUCGUGUGACCCUUAUCUUGGCAUGGAAUAAAGCCUGUGGUCUGGCGAACUGAUAAUUGCCAAAACUGGCCCGAGGAGAACAUAUUGACUGUUGCGGUUACCCCUGAAAAUUAAGCUCCACAUACUUGCCUGCUUUUUAGCAUGGACCCUAAAAAUAGUCAGUGGUCGAAUUUUUAUAAAAGUAAGCGCACUUUUGGAGUUUAUAAUGGCCGAAAAGUAAAUGCCCACUAUACACUCGCUUCUGUUCCAAUGCACAAGUUUCGUUUUUGAAGCCGAUGAUUAGUUUAUUCUGCAUGACUCAAGUCCGUUCAAACACAAUAUUCAUUACCACGGGGCUUAAAUGUUGUUAGCAGAACUAACUAGGUAUAUUGUACAAAAACUUUUAGAGAGUAUGUUCAGUUUAAACAUUGCCCUUCUUAUACAUUUUAACGUUGUUAUCUAUUUCCUAACUAUUGUACAUCCCAUCCCGCCUAUCGCAUUCUGAAACUAGAGGUACUUACAGUUACGCAUAGUUGUUGUCCUAACGUUAUCCCUGAAGAUCAGCCCAAACGGAUAAUUCGAUUACAGAAGAUUUCUUUUUAUUUGAUUUGAACUUAGAUUCCAACCUUGCUGUGUCAUGGGUAAACAAAGUCAUUCGUCCUUUACAGACAUUUUCGAAAUGCAUUGUGUAUUGUUAACGCACCUUUUAGGAUUCCUUGCCCUGAUGAUCGAACGUCCAUCGUAUAUGUGGUUUGUGUGUUUCUUUAAAAGGCAGUUGACAAACAAUCUUUUCUGACCUGGCUGGAGAGCGCUAUCAUAUAAUUCCCAUUUCCAAUGACGCACGGAUUUUUUCAUUUACCUGCUACCUAAAUACAAAUGAUUCGAACCAUUAAUUUUAAAAAGCUGGCGUCCUUAUGAACACUAUUAGUCAAAAGGGCCUAAAAAUCCGUCUCCAGACCUAUUUCAAGGUAUCACCCCGUCAAACUAGUCAUUUCUUCUGGUUUCGAUGACGCUAUUCCUCCGUGACCGGCCUUAACAUCUUAACGUAAAUACAUCAACAGCUUUGUAUUUUUGGAACACCCUAUCAAGCCAACUACCGUCUGCGAUGGAUUUUGGAGCGGGUGAUUCGACACCAACCAGGAUUCACCGUGGACUUUCGAAGACUGCGCUCGGCUGCUGAGAGCAGAGAUGAAAGUGCAGGCGGCAGCGACGGUCAAUACGGACUCCUACAAUAUGUCAAUUCCAAGACCAAAUACUUCCAACGAAAAUCCAUCAUUCUAGACGUGACUUCCUCCGCAAUGACAAAGCAGGCUCUUCAUCACAUAGAAAUUCUGAUGCCGGAGAGGGCUGACUUUCAAUUUCUCAUUAUUGGAGGGGUAGGUUGAUUGCUAUAAAACACGUAACAUACAGGAUACACUGCGUUGCGGGCAGUAAAGAGGAUCGGGGACAGACAAUUGUUCAGCUUGUGACACGACAUGCGGAAAACAGAAAUUUACACUUCACCGACACUUGAUGGAGUGCUGUUGAACAUAUUUUUAGUACAACUACAAGCAAAAACGGUUCACUUUAAAAAUUCACGCAAACUCGUCUUUAGUACCCAGGGCUUUUGAAGACUUUUGACAAGGCCGAGUUUUAUAUAUAAUUUUUAACUUUAUAUGAAAUGGGCAAAAAAACAAAUCAACGAAUACUCAUAAAUCUGUUGAAAACGAAUGUUGAUCCUAUUUGCUACAUUAAAAAACUUCAGUUGUUUUCAAAUAGCGCACCAACUGCAUUUGGGACCCAAUGGAUAGGAUUAUCCCAUAUGGGGAAACGCUCAAACCCAUAGGUUGGUGUAAACUAUCUCGACAAUUGAUUUCAAUACUCCUUCGCCAAUUUACGAUGACAGAAGUAACUAUGCUGGAGUAUAGGUGGCAGUACCUCAUCUUACAUUGUUACCGGUCGCUCUGCGACGGUCCGCUAAGGCUCUAGGUUGAUUCCCAAGGCGCAAUACAAGGGGCAUGUCGCGUGUCCCAUGAUACCUACAUGUUCCACUUUAUCAAAAUGACGAAAAAAGGAUUUCGUUACAUUUCUUACACACUGGAUUCGUCGUCAUGGGACUGGCCAUCUAGGGGUGAGUGGAUCCGCUCGACGAACGACUACAAGUUUCUGUAGCCUCCAUACAGCUUUACGGAUAUUCCACUUCACUACCUUUGGCAGCUGUCAAAAGACAGGGUUUUUCAGCUUUCCGGCAAAAUCUGCUUUCAUUACUACUUUGGCUUCAGAGUGGAAGGACUAUUGCCUGAUAUAUUCACUGCAAUAAAAGGCUUUCUUAGCAGCCCUGUGAUUACUUGACUGUUUGGUUAGUCCCUAAUGAAGACAUCUGGGGAGAGUAGUCGUUCUUCACUUUCUCCUCAUGGGUACCGCGCAUAUCGGGCACGACAGAGACAAUUUGGAUGCUGAUGUAUUCAGAUUGGCAAAGGUGAGAGAUCCGGGUUGGUUAUUUGAAGAUAAGGAUAGGCGCUCUGGAAUGUAUUCAACUCAACCUCGCCUGGCGACAAUUGUACUGUCGACAAAUAAUGCCAGAAGUUUGGCUUUACAUGAGUUUCAAGCUUUGGGAAAUGUAAAAAAUUAUCGGUGUGACCUUCGUCGGCUCAUAUGUACUUACAGCGACGGCGAGGAAUAUUUGAGUGACAUCGUAAUUAUUCGUUGGAUUUAACAGUUGUCAAUGAGCCAAGGUUCAGGAACUUCGAUCUCUGGAACAGUCCGUUUGCAGGACUUUAGUAAACAUGUCUCGAAUCAAGACCAGAUGGAGACACUCAGAUAUGCAUCACUGACUGUUCGUUGAGUCGCUCAAUAGCUGCAUUUCUUGAUUCUGGUAUAUCUUAGUCAUUCUUUAUGAUGCUCUUACAUCUCUUCAUCGGAUUCGGAUUAAGUAAAUGCUGCAUCGCAAAUAACAUAGAGUUACAGGCCACUGGGGGUGCAUCAUUGCUUUCUUAUGGUAGUCAAUCUAUUAUGAGAAGCUAAUUGAAAUACCUUUGCCCAGUGCGUGGCAUCUUCUUUACCAAGUUACUUGAUUACACAUCUGUGACGAUUUAGGUUUUAUAGUUUAAUGUUGUAUGAUGUUGAUGUUGUUUGAUGCUGUUGAUGUAUUUUUGGUCCGACCCACCCGUUAAAAGCCCGACGACCUAGGUGGGAUUUUAAUUAACGACAGCAAGGGCAAGACUUGAGAACAAUCAUCGUUCUAACCAGCGGAGCUAUGAGGACUCGAUCGAGAGUCGUACCUUUAUGCACAGUUUGUUGGGCAGCUUUACCUGAUAAAACACAGGCCCAAUAAAACAACUGGGUCCCCAAUGAAUCGCGGUGUACACUGAAGGUUAUUCGGUUGAAUUCUCAGGAGGUCGUUCGGAAGAUGAAAUGCUCACGAGGGUUAUUUGUACUCCGGAAUCUAGGCCGUGUAUGUUCCCUUGAAACUAACAGAGACAUAUAACUAUCCCUUCUGAAAUCCAUGCUUAUGUGGUUGCAACGGAAUUUUGUUGGGUUGACUUCCGCAAAUGGUUAGUGGUCUCGAGAAUAAAAUUUUCAACGGUAUGUUAACCAAAGUAGUUUCUUUGGGUUGUAGUGGUUUGACCAACGCCUACCUUAUUUAUUUGCAUAAUGAUGGCAUCCACGGUAAAUUACCAUAAAAUAUAAGAUGCACAGUUUAGGAAUGCGCACACAGCUACGGGAUUGCUUCUGCUGGUAGCGUUAGAAUGAUGAUAGGGUCGCCGCGUCCACAGGUUACGAUGCGGUAUGGAAACUGAGCUCAGGGGAGGCUCCAAGGCUCCACGUUACACCAUCUUGAAAACAGUGUGAUUGGGCCUCGACUUCCGCAUGUAAGCUUACUCAGCCGAAAACAGCAGUUUUGGAGGAGUCUUCAUGCCAUUCACCGACCACAGUGGGUCACAGUUCGUAACCCCAGUCUCUUUCUGAAGGGAUAUUUUUGAUGAGGUUUUUUGAAACAUGUGUGGUUGGAUUGCAAUGAAACAGUAACGCUUUGCUUACGACUAAGUUCGUCAAAAGUGGUCUUUUCCCAACCGUGGACCAGCUGAACUGUCAUCUGUCUGAAAUUUGAAUUGCGAAGAGAGGGACGAAAAAAGCCGCCGUUCCUAUUCGGUGGCUAACUGGUCUGAGGCUGGUUCUGUGAUAUCUGUAUUCGUUCGCGUGGCGUGUUCACUGCUGUGUCUACAGUGGUACUAUGGUAGAAGGGCGCUCACCGAUCGUUCUCAUGGGACUCACUCGUUCCGUUUUGCCUUAGGAGCUCUCUUUCGAGCCGAAACAGCAGCCUCACAGCGGCGCAUGAUAUAGGCAGAAUGUUAUUAUCGACAAAGACAAGGGAAAGUGGAAUGGCCAUUUCUGACUUAUUAACCAUCGUCAUCAAGUCAUACCCAAACCCGAAGUGUGGAACACCUGGGGCUCGAAUUCGCGAUCUCAAUUUCAGCUGCAUAGCCCUUUGUUAUUGAUCGCCCUGCCAGUGAAGCUCAGUGUCGCUACUGUUAACAUGAUAGUUAUUUUCGAAAAAAGAUGAACACGCGAUCAAUAUACGUAUAUUAAUCUGGGUUUUCGGUCCCGUACAGAAGGCCAUCCUCAGAGACUGUGACAAUGAGCUGUCAAAUGAGCAGUUCUGUAGUCAAACAAAGAGGGUGAGAUGGGAGUACAAGGGGUGGUGGUUACGAUAAAGCUGGGUCCAGGUCGUCUCGCGGCGGCGUGACUGCUUGCAUCCUUACAUGGGAAUUAGGUCUCGCCUCUUGGCCGCGAGAAAUGAGCGCAUGAUAGCCGGGGGUAUAUAAACGUGUCUGUUGACGACUUUAGUGUCGGACACCAAGUCUUACAGGAUUUCUCUGCCUGCCUUAUUGCUGACUCGAGUCAAUAUCCGCUUGCUCACGCAGAUGAAUUUGUGGCCUUCCUCCAGUGUAUGAAUAGCGACCUGAGACAGGGGGUCGCCUCUCCCGACCGCUGGCCUGUGGUGCGUUAUUCGCGAGCUAAGCCGUCCUCCGGUCUGUCCUAUGUAGUGGCGAGGGCAGUCCCGGCAUGGGAUCUAAUAUAUGUCAUCGGAUUGUUCUCUCAGAUAUUGUCGGUCCUUCAGUUGCAUUACUUUGUUGCGCAUGGUCGCUGCCGGACGGUAAGCGAUAUCCACGCCGAGCUCUCUUCCCAUACAUUCUGCUGCUUUGGACGCAUUCUUUAUAUACGGUAGGGUGGGUCAGGGUGUUGGUGGCUCGCUUCCGUUCGUUCGUCGAGGUUGCAUGCUGGGGCAGUGGCUGAGGAAGCUGUUAAGGUAUCCAUUGCUUACCAGUUGUUUCCGAACUUGCCGUAGUUCCCGCACUCGUCCCCUGGUUCACAGUAAUGCGUUUUUACUCAUUGGAAGCGCGUUCUAACACAGCUGCGUUUAUAUGUCAUUGAGUAGUUGCUAUAGUAGCUGAGAAUUUGAGCCGUGCUAGUCUCCUUUAUAUACAUCGUAGUGUUGAGUUGGCCAUUAGGUGCGCAUGCGACGAAAAUGUUAAGGAAAGGCAGCUGCUUGGCCUGCUCUUCUUCUCUUGUUAACUGAAUGUCGGGGAAGAGGCCGUUAAGCAGAUCUUAAAAGUCUGCUAGUCUGCUUCUUCCAAUUAAAACGAACGUUUCGUCUAAGUACCGAUGCCGGAAAGCAGAUUCAUAAUGGUCGAAUGCGACUUUUUCCAGCUCCUGUAAAUCUAAUUCCGUGACGAGGCUGGAUAGCUGCGAACCCAUUGGUGUUCCUUUGAUCUGCUCCUAUGUUCUGCCAUUGAAGGUGAAAAAGGUUCGUUUGCAGAAAUCAAAGAGUUAUUGCCCUUCAUUGAUCUCCUUGCUAGGGAGUACGCAUCUCUUGUAAAGCACCCUCUGCGCAGAUAUCUUGUUCCAGUUCGGCCAGUCAAGUACUUAUCUAUUGGUGGUUUCUGUUUUUUAUUCUAAGCAUUUUUUGGCAUUGGAGCUCCAAAUGAUCGGCGAGAGCCUGGUACUCAUUUAAUCGGCUCUAUUUCGCCAAUUCCUCGGAGAUUGAGGAUCUAAUUAUGCUUGCUAAAGUGGCAAGGAUACGAAAUUCCGGCAUGCAUAGGCGGAGAAAAGAGAGGAAAGAGGGUCGGAAAAGGCAGUUUAGAGCAAAACGUCUAGUGCGUCGUGCAAUCUCGGCGCUCAUUGCUGCAGGCAACACGAAACCCGGCCGUCCAUCUACUUUGACUGUCCUCAUCUUCGCCCGCGUGCGAGCUAUUCUUCCUGCCCACCGUCACUCCAUCCCUACUGACUGUAUUCUGGGGGGGGCAGUUUACCACCUCAAAAUAAGUCCUCUUUCUUUGCUGGCAAAAAUAACGCAUUCGGUGGCGGGCACAAUUGACUCGAUAUUUCAUUUCUUCGAGUGCGUCAAGCCGCAGUGGAAGUCGCAUAAUUGGCAACAGCAAUGAAUUUCCGCCUUGCGACUCAACUCCUCCGCCCUCCCCAAUUUCCCCUUCAGAAAAAUUGCGUAUUGGUAGUUCUGCCCAAGUUAACAGGGAAUCAUCCACAAAACAAGCCGAUGCAGGGAUUAAUUAGCAAAUGAUAAAGGGGAGAAACAACUUCCGAAAGAAGAAAAUGCGCAAAAGCUUUGCUUUUAGCGUGGUGAAAAUUCUGUGCCUGUCGAAUGUCUAUCUUAUUCAAUCAAAUUAGCUUUUGUAUUUACUGGACACUUAGUAAAAGCUGAAGGUACGACCGCUGGAAUAAGAAAUUUGUUGGCCUGCCGUUUUGAAUUCCCACCCGGGCCAUCAUCGGGCACAGUCGAAAGAAAGGAGCACGGGGACACAACGAGAGUAAAUAUGCAUAGGGUACACAAUGCCCCACACGGUUACAGUGUCCACGUUCAUCGCUGGAGGCUAGUAUCUGACACGAUGAGGGGUUAUUGUGUUUGUAUAUAGAGCGAUGGCCGGAGAACCGUAACUCAAGUAGCUCACGGUGUCGCAGGGUCCCGUCAAAUGGGCCGCUACCUGGACGUCAGUGUCACUCCUCAUCGCCGUUGUUGCAUGCUCAAAUUUUCGUGUCCGAUAUGAUAUCGCAGGGCUUCUGACGCAGUUGCUAAGUCUGCAACUGCCUCAGAUACUCAACUGUUUGCUUGUCUGGCGGGACAAAAUAUUGCAUAAAUUUGGAGAUUAGGCUUUGCUUUCCUUUUGUUUGGACCAUAAAACAAGUUAAAUGGCAGUACUUAUAAAAAUCCUGUAAGUUUUGAGAUGUUUGGAAAACCCGUACUCGGAAUAAAAGGUCGAUCUGGUUAAAGAAAACGCGCUCGACUAUUUCGGUAACAGUAUGACUGUAGGCAACGGUGAUUUAGCCAAAGCUCCUACAUCAACAACUCUCUAAAGUUCACUACCACAGCGGCCGACUAUGAGGAAGUUACUCCUUUCUCUUCUGGACGUUCGGCGGUGUGCCGCAAGUCUUUGCCACAUGCUCAUGACUCAGGUGCCAUGCCCCAUGACCGAACGGACUUAAAAGAACCGCUUAUUUACGCCGUUCGACCGUUGGCACGCCUUUGAAGUAGCCAUAGGCGUGAUACACGUAAAUAAUGCAGACGAGGUUCCAGGACGUAAUUUUUAUAAUGUCCUUUGUAAAGGUUAAUUAGCAUCUAUGCCCAAAUUUAAGAAUGUCUUGGACUAAGGCACGCACUUUCCUUAACAUGCAUCUCGCCUCAACCACUCCCGCUACAGAACUAAUUAGCUAACUAGCAUUUCAUGCUGUUAGCCUGUCAACUGUUCUGUGCCUUCUUUACGCGUUCCUUUCCCCCUUAUUUUGGCAACUGAAUGAGAGGUCAGGCAGUUUUGUACGUCACUUUCUCCCCUUUUUUAAAAUCCCGACAUGGUUCCUUUAGAAUUGUAGUGAAAUGAUCUUCGUGGGUAUCAUGCCUACUUGAUGGGAGGCAUGGGGUUUCGGCAAGAAAAACUCUAGUGAAGGCAGAUAGGUAUUUGAAGAAGCGUGGUGAACUUCUGUGACCUUUCUCCCGGCAACCUUUCAUCCGGUUUGGAAUUUAUUAAUAUGCGUUUAGUCGCAAUGUCUGCAAGUCAUAAUUGGUUUCAUUACUAUUAUUAGUACCAUAUUUAAAAGGCUAUCAUACAUUACAAUAGCAUGCAAAGUGGCAGCUGCUCUCCAUAUAUGCCAGAAAAUGCAUAUUUUCUGCCUGUCCAUCUUAUGCUGCGGCUUGAUAUCGAAAUAAAUUGUCGAAGCUACUGGGACUUAUUUAUCUUUGGACAACGAUCACAUUCACUGAAUGGAAAGAAAUUAACCGCAAGAAUCAUAUUUUUCCUGGACCUGAUUAUGGGAAUUAAGUCACAGUGCAGCGAUGCAUGAAAAUAUACGUUAACAAGCCUAUCGCUUGUACAGGACACGAUGACCUACCAUUGGAAUUCUGGGUGCGAUCUCAUAUUGCUUUGUCGUUGCUAAAACAUCCCAACACUUCAAAACUGAAGGACGAUAAAAGCAAGUAUAAGGGAGACUUUAAUGGGCAAUUUUGGCCUCACUACCGUCAUCAGUACUCACAUGUACGGUUCAGGAUAAUUGCACACAGUGCUUAAGUCGGAAUAUCCGUAGACACUUUUACGAUCAGGAUAGAUCGGUAAAUGUCCCCUCAAUGAAGCAUUUAGGAGUUCUCUGAGUUCCAGUCUUAAGACAAAAGUCGCAGCAAGUCUUUGAGGUCACCCAUUAUACCACCUUUCAGGACACAAAGAUCGUCAACAGCAGCGUUCUUCGCUUCGGAGGCAUAAACAUGACAGUCAUCUCCCUGCUCAACUUCAAUUCAGCGGCGAUGAGGAAUUAUUUUAAUGAGCUAUAUCCUCGUGUACGAGAACCUGUAUAUCUGCCAACCAACCUUUCGGUAAGCUUUGCACUUGCAAUUUUCAGAUGCACGAAAGAACACGCUCAUUGUAGACUGCCUACAGUUAUAGAUAACAUAAUGGACCAUUCAACCAGAAUUGUGUGAUUCAUUUUGUUCGGUAAACUGGAUCGCCAUGGCUAAAAGCACAAGAAAGGAAGAUUAAAGGGCUAACCCGGCAUACUUUUUUUACCGAUUACCGUUAAAAUGUAGUUAAGGAGUUUUCCCAACAAUGCCGGAGUGUUGGAAUUCUAUUACAAAAAUCAGAACGGUCCGUAGUUAUUCGGUAGACUGGACGCCUGAACACUAGUACCUGCUUGAUUGACUAGGCGCCAUAUCAAUGCAUUAUUUAUUGGUGUCUGUCUGAGACUUAGGCUUCAAGUAACUCCCGCCUUAUCUUGUUUCGGAUACGUUCAGUCACGCACUUACCCCCCUUUUCUGUCUGUGAUGAUGGUUCAGACUAGGGUCAGAGAGCCCGAAACUUCAGACCAUUAAAAAUCUUGUCACAGCACUCGCAUCAUCUUCUACACUGUUUCCUUGAACUCACCCAUUCCUCUCUAUCAACGCAGCCAAUUAUAAUUGAAAAGUCAAAUUGGCGAACACGUGUCUUCAGUAACUCUUCAUCAGGCCAAAACGGUUACAAUGAAGUUUAAGUUAUGCGAAUUACAUGACUUAUGAAUGAUUCGGGGACAAUUAACAUCGAUCGUUCCCACGCCACUCGCAUGACGAGGCGUGCUAUGGCGUGGUCGGCGUGUCGUGGUCAUUGGGUUCAGGGGGCGAGGAAGAGACGGGGCAUAGGCUGUGAGUACGUUGUGUACCUUGUGCACCCACCCUGGCAUCAGGAGGUUGGAGCGACGUUGGGGUCGGCGUCGGCCACGGAAGACAGAGCGCCUGUGUCAGAGUCUUCUGACAGCAUAGCACUGGAUUGGCUAGCCGUAUAGCCACUGGCGUGGGAACGAUCGAAGUUAAUUGUCCUCGAAUCAUUUAUAAGUCAUGUAAUUCGCAUAACUUAAACUUCAUUGUAACCGUUUUGGCCUGAUGAAGAGUUACUGAAAACACGUGUUCGCCAAUUUGACUUUUCAAUUGUAACAUGGGAAUAUUCGCAGCCAAUUAUCUCAGAAGCUACAAAGAUGGACAUGUAGACCACUUCGGAGGGCGCGGGUAGCCACUUGUGAUAAUUCGGAACCCCCUUGCACAACCAGCUUAUGUUUCUCUAAGUGUGGUCUGAGUAUCUGUUCAGUCUGUCCUGUGUAGUUACGGGGACAGUUUAGUGAUGAUUGACGGCACACUACACCAAAGUAUUUCAUGGAGUAUUUCAUGGCACAGUACACCAAAGUAUUUCAUGGAGUCACGGCCGUCAGUCAUCACCGCGGCCGACGGGGGCGAUUCAGGUCACGGUGACAUGCGGGUUGGAUGCAGCCACACAGGCGGCAUUAGCGGAUCACGCAUUGGACAAAGGGCACCAUAAUAAGGAGUGCUGUGCACAGGACCUCCCAGUCCCUGAAGAAGGGUAGACGAGUAAACUACCCGAAACGUCGGAUCUCAAAUAAACCCCUCCCGGUGAACGCCCACUCUUCUUUUGAUAUGCCACCUGGGAAUCGGAUUUUCACUACUAUUGAUUUCAUGGAGUAUUUCAAAUACAUAAUUUUCAUGACCGUAGCACGCAUGCUAACUGUGAGCCGGUCGGCAGUUUCAACACCUAGCUCCGCAGCAAUGCGCUCAGUCGCCUCUGACGCGUCCUUUAUGUACGGUAGAACAUGUCGUAUACCCUGUGGCAUUUCUGUUCGCAUCCUUCGAGGCGGACACGUAGGCAUCGACUGGUAAAAACCUUUGGAUAGCUUCUCCCCAUAUAUUUGUCGGCGGAGAUGUUGUGGUAAGUCUGAAUUCUUUUGAAGAGCUUUCUCACACAGUUCCAGCCGUGCGUCACCAGAUGAGUACUGCGAAAAAUGAGCAAUUACGUGGCGUCCGUCGCCCUCCUAUGAACCCUUGCCUCAAUUUCAUCAUUAGAAUUUCGCCUGAAAAGCACAUCUUGGAAUGGCAGAUAUUGCUUAUUUUCUUCAUUUCUAGUGGAUUGUAUAUCUUGGACGAGUGCAUUGAGCUGAGUAUGGAAAUUCCGCACAAGCACCGUCACAUCUAUCCUAAUGGUCGCGGAUUGACUACUAACGCCUGCGACUAUCACCCUUUCAGUUUCGGCUGUAAUCCCUGUAAAUGAACACCUGCACAUAAUUGAAUGCUCAGAAAAAUAUACAAGUAUUGUUGGUGCUCCGCCAUUCUCUGUUUUGUACGCAUACAUGUACCUGGAACUCGAACAGGCGAGGCCGCAGUAUGUGAACCCAUUUAGGGAGUAAAAUUAGGUUAUCAUGGCAAAUUGCGUCCUCGUCAUUUUAUGAAAUGCGCUUUUGCGUAUUCGCAGUUAGAUAGAAUGUAAUCUAUUUUUUUAUGGAAGCAAAUUGGAAGAACUGGAACAACGCGCCCUCGAACAUUCGCCUCCAUUGAAAUGCACUGCUUAGAGGGCCAAGCACAACAGUGACAGUCGGUUUUCUCCCCGUUGUCACCUUCAACCUUACUUCAGGGCGCGUGGACUCGCAGGCUAAGCUGUUCAAGGACCCAGGGCGCGAGUUUUGCGUCAUGAACUCCUAUCGAACCGGUUACAUUUGAAAAUAACAAAAUUCCAUGAAAGUUGCUAGGAGAAACCCGGCGUUCCAACAAGGAUGGGACUAAUUCUCCAAGGAUUAUGGCCGUUCUACCCUCGUCACCAUGGCCUAUAUGCAACACAGAUAAAACCAUCAAGGACCUGGGACUCCUGUGAUAUUUCAUAGGGUACGAAGACGAAAAAUCACAUACUACCAUCAGAAAAUGCGUUGCGCAGAGACUAACGGAUCUAGAGCAAACUGGGUGCAGAAGUGCAAUCAGAUGUCCUCCGCCGGACAAAUGUCCAUAAUUUCACGGACCGCAAAGCACGAAUACCAGAACACAAUGUACAAAUGAGGGAAGAGAAGUUGUCGUCACAAUUUGCCCUCUAGCUCUCGAAAACGAAGUAGAAAAUGAAUUUGUCAAAUUUACAUAUGAUGUCUGCCUUAUAAGAAGAAGAGUAACACUACUACAAACAACACCUGUGUCAGCUCUCUCCGAAGGCCAAGGUCAAGAGGACUAGCAGAAUUGGUGGUGAAUUAGGGGACAAAGAACUGGUAUUAAUCCAGUUUGCGACGUAUUCUAUUCGUGUAUUUUAGAUAUUUUUCAUGGGCCUUCAGACUGUUAUAAGACAUAGUCAAUAGACGAUUCUGCAGAUUCAUAUUGACCCAACUGUAAAAACUCGGCGCCUCGGUGGGAUUCGAACACACGACAGUAAGGGGGAGGCUUUAGCACAGUCAACGCUCUACCAAGCUGAGCUACGAGGCCCCGCCGGAAGACGCGAGUUAGCAAUGUCUGCAAUCCACCAAAUCUGAUCCAGUAAGCUGACUGGCCAUGCAGGAUUUCCUAAGAAAUCAGUGUAAAAUCCAUCAGAUGACUUCUAGGCUCACAUAAUUAAUCGAUAUUUUGGUAGAUUUCUAAUAGCUUACCUUGGCUCAAACGUGAAAAACUCGGCGACUCGACGAGAGUAGAACCCACGACUCGCGUCGUCUGGCGUGGCCUCGUGCUCAGAUGGUUAGAGUGUCGGCUGUACUAAAGCCUUCCUCUUACUGUCACGGGCUCGAAUCACACCGAAGCGCCGAGUUUUCACAGUUGCGCUAAUUAUUCAAAAUCCGCCAAAGCACCCAUGAGAUACAGCAGGUAUUUUUCAGUGCGUACUUCUUCAGUGCGAAUAAAGAUGUUCCGUAGAGUUGUUUGGUUUGUACUAAGCCUUUCCCUUCAAUAUGGCUGGUUUCCAAGUUGUCUUCUUUGUGUUAUGUUUCCAUUUUCCUCUUUAAGAGGUCCUUAUUGUCUGCAAUUUCAGUAUGAUGCAGCUCUACUUAUUGACGGUCUACAUGCGCUGGUAGAAGUACUCAAACUCCUCAACGAUCCUCUUUCUGCUGAAGCGGAGAAACAGGGCAGUGAAGGUACCCGCGGUUCCCUGACCAACGCCUACAAGUCCACACUGUCGGCCCCUUGCCUGCCUACUUUCGUGCCCCAAUUUACGGCAACAGCUCUGCUAUCAAAAAUCCAACAGGUAACGGCUGCCUUCCCUGCCCUUUAA
Spirometra erinaceieuropaei is the source of this 16412-nucleotide messenger RNA. The record is from the annotation of a GenBank genome assembly. Lineage: Eukaryota; Metazoa; Platyhelminthes; Cestoda; Diphyllobothriidea; Diphyllobothriidae.